AUGCAAACAUAACCAGAUCAAGAACGACUCAAUACAUAGGCCAAUUAACUAUAAGAACCGAUCUAAAAUAAGGCUCCCUUUUUCGAUUUAGAAUCUUCAGGGGAUGCAUUGGAAGAUGGAAGAGUGACUAAUCUAUAUUAUCAACGGUAUUUGAUUUAGAUAAUGAAUUGUAGAUUUAGGAUGAUGGAUUUGAGUUUUUUUGUAUUCAAUUUUAUUGGGACUGGUUUAACUGUGAUAACAUUAGAAUUAAUUCAUUACGAUGAAUAACCAGAAGCACGCUUGGUGAUCUUGUGGGUGAUAUUCAUAUCAAAUAUAAUAAUGAUGGGAUUGGCUGUAGUUAGGAAUCAAGUAAAACUGAAAUGGAGAGAGAGUAAAGGAGAUGUGUAUAGUGGAUUUACAAAGGAGCACGUAGAGAUGUUGAUGGAAAUUAUAAUUAUUGCAGCAUCUCCCCUUCCUUUCUUAGAUAGUAUUAGUUUUUAUUUUACUAAUGAUUUUGUCGAUGGAGAUGUAAUCUAUAUAUAAUAGACAGGUAUAUUAUUAUGCAAAUGAAUUGCUAUGUUUGACUCUGGCAUUUCGAGUAAUCUUCUUUAUUCGUACAACUUUAUUGAAUUCAUAUUGGCAUUCUAAUCGAACAGAUAGAGUCUGUAGUUUGUAUGCUAGUCAAGCCGAUUACAUGUUUACCAUAAAAUCUCUAAUGAGGUAACAAUAAUUACAUCAAUAGAAAUCAGCCUUUCACUGUGAACUAUAGUGCUAUGAUUCUUUUGAUAUUUGUAUUUGGUUACUGUCUAAGAAUAUGUGAGAGUCCCUUAAAUAGGAUUGAUGUUAGCAGUAACGAUUUUAGUAGUUACGCUAAUUCCAUGUGGUGUGUUAUAGUUACAAGCACUACUGUAUUUUCUAGUUUAAAUUGUAGUUAGGAUAUGGUGAUUAUUAUACAAGAACAUUAUUGGGACGUAUAGUAAUGAGUGUGGUUUGUAUUUUGGGUAACUUUGUUGUGUCAUCUAUGAUUGUGAUCAUCACAAAUGAGUCAUACUUAACUACAUUGGAAAACAAGGUUGUCAUUCUCAUUGAUCGUUUGAGUUUGAAAAAACAAAUGUAAUAGGAAGCAGCUAUGAUUAUUACCAUUUUUGGUCGUAUGCAUUAUGCAAAAAGGUAUGUAUCACUCAUUUUGUAGACAUCUUGAUUUGACUGAAGAUGAAUUCACAAACAUGAGCAAAAAAAUGAAAAAAUAUGCCAUUCAAUUAAAGUUAACCACUCGUAAAUACGUUGCAGCCAGAGCUUUGGGAAGUCAAUUGGAAGAAAUCAAUAGUGGAUUUAAUUCACUUAAGGAAAAUCUUAAAUAGACAUCUUAGUUGUAGGAGGAAUUAAUAAAAGCAAAUGAAAAUCUUAUUUAUAAGAUAGACAACAAAUGA
Messenger RNA from Paramecium octaurelia, 1409 nucleotides. The record is from the annotation of a GenBank genome assembly. NCBI's taxonomy places the organism in Eukaryota, Ciliophora, Oligohymenophorea, Peniculida, Parameciidae.